Aspergillus bombycis is the source of this 1809-nucleotide messenger RNA. Its product is annotated as MDR family MFS transporter. The coding region runs from base 1 to 1809 and encodes 602 amino acids. Gene Ontology annotation, molecular function: transmembrane transporter activity. Lineage: Eukaryota; Fungi; Ascomycota; Eurotiomycetes; Eurotiales; Aspergillaceae. The record is from RefSeq and is a predicted model, not a curated record. The transcript is spliced from 3 exons. Gene Ontology annotation, biological process: transmembrane transport.
AUGGCAUCUUCAGCUCACGACAAUCACCCUGAGGUGGACCAAAACAAGGAGAUGUGCUCAGACAAAGUACCAGAUGUUGAGAAGCAGAGCAUUGUGCCGAGCCUGGCAAGGCAAAGACCAGAAGGAGAGUCUGAGAGCCUUUACCAGCCCCAGACUCUCAAAUUCUGGUUAAUCAUAUCAUGUAACCUUCUCUCCCUUUUUAUCGUCACACUGGAUCGGACAAUUGUCAGUACUGCUAUUCCACGGAUCACGGAUGAGUUCGAUAGUUUGGGAGACAUUGGCUGGUACGGUUCGGCAUUCUUGCUCACGGGAGCAACUUCCCAGCUUCUCUAUGGCCGUAUAUACCGAGCUUAUGAUAUGAAGCGUGUGUUCCUAUUUUCAAUUGUAGUUUUUGAAAUCGGCUCUGCCAUCUGUGGCGCGGCCCCCAACUCAGGCGCCUUCAUCGCUGGACGUGCUGUAGCUGGGCUCGCAUCCGCAGGGGUCUUCUCGGGAUGCAUGCUUAUCAUAAUACCCAUGAUACCGCUGCACAAGAGACCUAUGUUUCAAGUAAUGUUUGGUGGGGUCUUUGGUGUCUCUAGCGUUAUGGGACCCUUGGUCGGCGGAGCCUUCACCAGCUCGGUCACCUGGAGAUGGUGCUUUUACAUCAAUCUUCCUAUCGGAGCAGUAACGAUACUUCUCUUGUUCUUGAUCUGGAAGCCACCGAAGUCAAACUGCGAACCUGCUUCCAUUAGAACUCAUUUCAAGCAGCUCGAUCCUCUGGGCAUGUUUUUCUUCGUGCCAGCAAUUGUCUCUCUGUUGCUAGCUUUACAAUGGGGCGGCUCAACCUACUCAUGGAGUAAUAGUCGGAUAAUUGCACUCUUCGUUUCGUUCGGUGUCUUAAUCUUGCUGUUUGCGGCCGUCCAGAUUCUGAGGCCCGAGACGGCAACGAUACCAGCCAGGGUGAUCACUCAAAGAAGCAUGUGUUGUGCAGCACUUUACACCUUCUUUGUGUCGAGCUCCAUGAUGUUGAUGGUAUUCUUCCUUCCAAUCUGGUUCCAAACCGUCAAACUCGUCAGCCCCGUCCAGUCAGGCAUCUGCACCUUACCGGUCAUGCUCAGCAUGGUAGUCGCAACCUUCCUAGCAGGACUCAUGACACAAAAGACCGGAUACUAUGUCCCAGCCAUGUACCUAUGUCCGUGUAUCUUGUCGGUUGGACUGGGUUUAAUGUCGACUUUCAACCGCGACACCGACUCAUCCCAUUGGAUCGGCUAUCAAUUCUUAUCUGGCUUCGGCCUGGGCUUUGGAAUGCAAGUGUCUGGUCUCGUCGUACAGAGAGUCCUCCCGCUGGCUGAUGUACCGAUCGGAAUCGCACUCGUAUUCUUCCUCCAGCAGCUGGGUGGUAGUGUCUUUGCCACGAUUGGUCAAUCGAUUCUUAGCAACUACCUCGUCUCUCAGCUCUCCGACAUUCCGGGUCGAGAUCCAAGGGAGAUUUUCAGUAGUGGCGCUACGAACCUGGCUUCCACCGUCCCGCCUGAAUAUAUGGUUGAUGUGCAGCAGGCGUACAACGGAGCUUGCACGAAAAUCUUCCUCGCUGCAAUGGGGGUCUCGCUUGCUGGACUGCUCGCGGCUCUUGGUAUGGAAUGGAAAAGCAUUAAAAGGGGGAAGAAUGGGCAAGAUGCACCUGCGCAGAAACCGAAGAUUGCUGAAAAGAUCAUGGUACCGCGUAAACAUGAGGAGUGUACUGGCAAGUUGGCGGCGGAGGGUCCGUUUGCAAAGUUCCAGCAGGAGGAGAGGGAUGCUCUCGAGAAGGUUGUUACUGGGUUGAAGUAA